Molecule: messenger RNA, 2226 nt
Organism: Miscanthus lutarioriparius
Lineage: Eukaryota; Viridiplantae; Streptophyta; Magnoliopsida; Poales; Poaceae
Source: the annotation of a GenBank genome assembly
AUGGAUCGGCCCGAAUUCUGUCUGGCCCGUUCACCAUUUUUCUCGUCACUCAGUUCAGAGUUGAGAGUUGAGACAUCAGAGAAGGGCCACAGCACAGAGAGUCUCUCCGUCAGCGCCAGACUACCAGUGGACUGCGAGGGAGCUCCUCCGCCUCAGAUCCAACCCCCACCGAUGCGAGCUCCUGCGAUGCUCCGCUGGGCCGCGGCGGCGCUCGCGCUCGCGCUCGCGGCGCUCCUCGCCGCCUCGCCGGCCGCCGCCUUCUACCUCCCCGGCGUGGCGCCCAACGACUUCCACAAGGUCCAGUUCCCUUCCCUCAUUCCCACCUUCCUCGUAACUUGCUUCCUGACAUUUGAACGAGAUGCAUAUGGAAUUCUGGACUGCUGGCAUUCACUUUUGGCUAGGUCUGAAAAUAAUUGUGCGAAAGAUCCACUUUUGGUGAAGGUGAAUAAGCUGACAUCCACAAAGACACAACUUCCCUACUCAUAUUACUCUCUUCCAUUCUGCAAGCCAAACACGAUAGUUGACAGUGCAGAGAAUCUUGGAGAAGUUCUGCGUGGUGAUCGCAUUGAGAACUCUCCUUAUGUGUUUGAGAUGGGGGAGCCCAAGAUGUGCCAGAUUAUCUGCAAAGCAAAAAUUGACGAUAAACAAGCAAAGGAGCUCAAGGAAAAGAUAGAGGAUGAGUAUCGGGUGAACAUGAUUCUUGACAACCUCCCACUAGUUGUUGCUAUUGCAAGGCAGGAUAGGGAUGCUACUGUUUACCAGGCCGGAUAUCAUGUUGGUGUCAAGGGCCAAUAUGCUGGUAACAAGGAUGAGAAGUCCUUUAUCCACAACCACUUGACAUUUUUAGUAAAAUACCACAAGGAUGAAACUACAGAUCUCUCUAGAAUUGUUGGAUUUGAGGUCAAACCAUUCAGUAUCAAUCACCAGUUUGAAGGGCCAUGGAAUGAUAAGAACACUCGUUUAAUCACAUGUGAUCCUCAUGCCAGCAAGCUUGUGGUAAACUCAGAUACUCCUCAGGAGGUUGAAGCUGGAAAGGAAAUCAUAUUUACCUAUGAUGUGGGCUUCGAGGAGAGUGAUGUCAAGUGGGCUUCUCGCUGGGACACCUACCUGUUAAUGACAGAUGAUCAAAUUCACUGGUUUUCUAUUGUGAACUCUCUCAUGAUCGUACUCUUCUUAUCUGGGAUGGUGGCCAUGAUUAUGCUCCGCACCCUGUAUAGAGAUAUCUCUAGGUACAAUCAGCUUGAAACUGAAGAACAAGCCCAAGAGGAGACAGGGUGGAAGCUUGUUCAUGGGGACGUAUUCCGCCCUCCUGCAAACUCUGACUUACUCUGUGUCUGUGUUGGGACUGGUGUUCAGUUCUUUGGUAUGCUGCUAGUAACCAUGAUUUUUGCUGUUUUGGGUUUCCUUUCGCCAUCAAACCGGGGAGGACUGAUGACUGCCAUGCUGUUCACUUGGGUCUUGAUGGGGUUGUUCGCUGGCUAUUCUUCUUCACGCCUAUAUAAGAUGUUCAAAGGAUCAGAAUGGAAGAGCAUCACCCUAAGGACUGCUUUCCUGUUUCCUGGGAUUGCUUUUGGUAUUUUCUUCAUCCUGAAUGCUCUUAUAUGGGGUGAGAAGUCGUCUGGUGCUGUUCCUUUCUCCACAAUGUUUGCCUUGGUCCUCCUUUGGUUUGGUAUCUCGGUUCCUCUUGUAUUUGUUGGGAGCUAUCUAGGCUUCAAGCAACCUGCCAUUGAGGCUCCGGUGAAGACAAACAAGAUCCCAAGACAGGUCCCUGAGCAGGCUUGGUACAUGAACCCUGCCUUCACCAUUCUUAUUGGCGGCAUUCUUCCAUUUGGAGCAGUUUUCAUCGAGCUCUUCUUCAUCCUGACAUCAAUCUGGCUUCACCAGUUCUACUACAUCUUUGGCUUUCUCUUCCUGGUGUUCAUUAUCCUCAUCAUCACCUGUGUGGAGAUCACGAUCGUGCUGUGCUAUUUCCAGCUGUGCAGUGAGGACUACAUGUGGUGGUGGAGGUCCUAUCUGACCUCAGGAUCAUCUGCAAUCUACCUCUUUCUGUAUGCCGGGUUCUACUUCUUCACUAAGCUGCAGAUCACCAAGGUGGUGUCGGGCAUACUGUACUUUGGCUACAUGCUUCUUGCCUCGUGUGCUUUCUGUGUGCUCACCGGUACGAUCGGCUUCAGCGCCUGCUUCUGGUUCACAAGAUUGAUUUAUUCGUCUGUGAAGAUCGACUAG